CCGAGCUAGAACCCGAUCAGGCUCUCAAGAUGGCUACCGAAUCGGUAUCGUCUCUUUUUCCCAACAGACCCAUCCGGCCGCUGCCAAAGCGACGGCUUAGAGAGCGGCUGUCCCCCGAAGUUGCCGAGUCGAUCCAGUACCCACCUCUGCCACAAAGCUCGACUUCACUGUUCUCUUUCCCAUACCCACUGCCAGAAGAGUCUCCUGAAGCUGGCCGAUCAGCCGUCCGUGACGCUGGGUCCCAUCACGAACAGCGCAAGCCACAAAGCAACGAUGUGGUGAACGACCGGAAGGCGGAGGAUACUGCGCUGAAACAAGGCACAACUGGCCGACCAGCUUUACAACACACCAGGCUUGUCACGCGCCCGAAGCCGGAGCAUGGGCGGUAUGCGGAUGCACUUCCGCUAUCCUCGACCGCGUCCUCGGCCGACGGAUACGAUCCUUUCGAAAACACUAAUAACAAGAAAAGGAAGAUUCCGACUGCCGGGGACUCCGCACCAAGCGGAGGACAGGUUUCCAACGAUUCUGGGACUGGAACGGGCUCGCUUGCGGCUUGUGCUCAAUCUGCGGAAGGUCAUGGCGAGGAUUCGAUUGCCCCAUCUGCGUCUGGGAGUCUCGCGUCCAGUGCCCAUAACAUUCCUGGGCCGGGCCGAGGAAGGUUUGGCCGGCCUAGGAGCGGUAAAAACCCACUGCGACCCCUCUACGACUCGACUAAUAGCUGGGCCGGGAGGACCGCCAAACCGCGCGCAGGCGAGAGCACUGGCAUCAUCUCGAAUGCCAUCGCCAACGCGGAAAAACUUCCACCGCACCAUGGACAAGAGAAUAUCAGCCUCCUACACCAGCCAUUGCCCAACAAGCGUAGCCCGGCCUCGACGCAGUUCACAUUCACGUGUGAUUCGCAGGUACCUGGAUCGUUGGCUUGGCCCGGUUCCGAUCGGAAGAUGGCGAUGCCGCAACACCAAGGAGCCACAGUGAGCCAAGGGAAAGAAAACUGGUCUCGUACGUCACAAUCGGCCCAACAUGGGCAUCCAGCGCCAGCGAUGCCACAGGCGGCAGACGCGGCCAAAGAAGGUCCGUCGAGAGGUGGGACUGGCGGGCAGAGUCAACACACAGCGCCGCCCCAGAAGGCUUCCCGCCGAAGUGCAACGAAGGAGUACUUAGCUGCGGCUAGGGCGCGUCGCCGGGAAACGCAGCUGUACAACAAGCGCCACCCGCCGAAACCCGAAGACAUGUGGAUCUGCCACUUUUGCGAAUAUGAGUGGAUUUUCGGGCACCCGCCGGAGGCCCUGGUUCGGGCGUACGAGAUCAAAGAGCGGAAACAGCGCCAGCUGGAAGAACAGCGGCGGGCCCAGUGGGAGAGGAUGAAGAAGGGAAAGCACAAGGGAAGAAAGAACAGCAAGCUGCCAGCCAAAAACAGCCACGCGGGCCAUGAUUCGCAUCACCAUGCGGACGGCGGCGGAGGAGCUCAUGGCGGGCACUACGACCACGGAGAUCAAGGAGACGAGUACUACGACGACGAAUACUACGAGGACGAGGAGUACGAUGCCGAAGAGGAGGUGGCUAUUGAACACGGCCCGGGAAGUCUGGGACGGCAUGACGGUACUCCAGCCCACUUUGGCGACAGUUCUGCAAUCCAUGAUGGUGGGGGGACCUAGUCAGAUCCUGCUCUGGUGGUUCUGCUCCGGCGUUAGGCCAAUCCUCCCACAUACCUCUUCCCAUCUCCCGCGGGCCAGAGCGUUGACAGGCUAAAAUGUGACAGCACACAUCUGGCUAGCAGACGGGUGGGCA
This is a messenger RNA of Thermothelomyces thermophilus ATCC 42464, 1788 nucleotides long. RefSeq lists its product as uncharacterized. The coding region runs from base 30 to 1655 and encodes 541 amino acids. The record is from RefSeq and is a predicted model, not a curated record. Lineage: Eukaryota; Fungi; Ascomycota; Sordariomycetes; Sordariales; Chaetomiaceae. The transcript has 2 exons.